AUGUUAGCGGAGAAGCAGCCAAAGCGACGGACCAAGACCGAGCUGCCUCCGCUCAGUCCACCCCCGGCACCAGCCACAAUCACGGCUUCAGCUCAGGUGCAGACGAACAGCUGGGAGCUUUUGUUGAAAGAAGCCUUUGCGCCGGAGCAGGCAAAGUACCAAGCCCAGGUCCAGGCUCUUCAGACUGAGCUGAAGGCUCUCGAAAAUCGACUCAGCCAGACCAUAGCCGAUCUGGAAGCAGAGCGGGAGGCCCACACCCAGACGAGAUCCAGCUGGAAUGAAGAGCGCGCAUCUCUGGCUGAACACCAAAAGUCCCUGGACGACCAGAAGAAGUCCCUAGAGUCUCAGAGGCUGCAGUGGACCCAAGAGCGAGAGGCGUUGGAAGCUUCGCUGGCGCUGCUUAAAGCCGAGCUGCGCAGCGCGGCCACCGAGGCAGAAUCAGAUCGCUACACUUGGGAGGAGACUGAGAAGGACUUGCGGGCGCAACUCGACUCUGCACGCCCCGUUGAAAUCCUGACAAGCCGCUCUCCUAGGCUAUUUCGCAAGGUGCAGGUCUCCGCACCACUUUUGGCUGCCACCACACUCCAUGACAGCCCUGCCUGGUUGGACGAAAUCGACCGGUUCUUCUCCGUGUCGAAGCGUGGAAGCACGCUUGCAACAGAAUUUCGGGCUGGGACAACUGCCUUUCUGGCAACAGCAAACAAUUUCGUUGUGAAUGCGCACAUCAUGCAACACGCAGGGCUGGACUCCGAGAUGCAGCUUGUUAGCGGCGCAUUUGCUGCUGGCGUGACCUGCAUCAUCUCGGGGCUGCUCAGCAAUCUUCCACUAGGAAUGGUUCCAUCGGUGGGACCGAACGUGUACAUAGCAUAUAGCUUAGUAGGACCUCAUCUUUUUGAGGUGCAUGAAGCCCUUGGGAUAUCAGCUGCCUCUGGCUUGGUCCUUGUUGUGCUUUCGCUUACGCCCAUGCUUCGGAUGAUUCUGGGCCUCAUGCCCUUGAGCAUCAAGUAUGGUCUGCUUGUGGGCACUGGCCUGCUGACAGCAUUUAUUGGUUUGAAGUCUAUUGGCGUCAUCGUGGCAGACAAGGGCGAAGAUAUAGUCGCCCUUGGAGACCUGCACAGCUUGCCCUGUCAAGUUUCAAUAGUCUCUUUGAUCUUCACCGCGUCCAUGCUUUAUAAUGCUGUUACUGGGUCUGUUCUCAUUGGCAUGCUGAGUGCCACUCUGGCUUCCUGGUGGCUGCUCGACGACUGGCCAAGCAAGUUCUUCUCCUUACAGGGCGUCCACUUCGUCGAGCUGCAGUUUGGGAUGUUGGCAAGCGAGCGGGCAUGGGCCGAAGUUGCCUCAUUGUUACUUAUGCUACUCUUCUCGUUGAGUGGCGCCAUCAUCGGAAGUGCAAAGAUGGCCGGCCUUCUUGCCGAGGACGGAAGCGUCCGAGGCAGCACUGCGGUAUUUGUUUCAAGUGGUCUUGGUACGAUUCUAUCGGCAUUUCUUGGGACUGCCCCAAUCUUCGUGAGCAUGUCUGCUGCAGCUGGCAUUAGAGACGGUGGGCGCACAGGCUUGGUUUCGGUGGUUAUUGGCAUCUACUCGCUUCUCACUGCCUUCGUUCUGUCCCCUCUUGCUUCCGCGGUGCCAGAGUGCGCUGUCUCUCCGGUGCUGGUGCUCGUGGGCGUGUCCAUGACCGGCGAGGCCAGGGAAAUUCAGUGGUGGAAUAUGCUGGAUGCACUGCCAGCAUUUCUAUGUGCCAUCUUCCAGCCCUUCACCUAUAGCGUUUCCAACGGCAUCUAUGCUGGCUGUGGAAUGUCCAUUGUACUGUUCUUUUCCACUGGCAACUUCCUGUCCUACUGCCCUUCACUGCAAACGUCUUCCGGAGACUCCAAAGACAAGAUUUUGGGAGAGACUACAUCACCUGCCCUGCACAUGCAAAGGUCGAUGGUUGGACUGGAGGAUGAAGAGGCAGGCGAAAGCGGCGAAGGCCAACUUCCCAUCGAAAGCCCGUUGGUGAAAGCCAUGCAUCGCUACUGUGAAGGUGGACCCUUUGGCUUGGAAGAUGCAAACGAAGCAGAUUUCCGAACAAGGCUAAUUCACCUUGGAAUCACCUCAAAAUACGAGGCAUUGCAUUUCAUUGAGGAAGCUUCAAAGUUCGUUGGCCUUGACCCGGCGAAAAUGAUGGAGGUGGUGUCCGAACGUCUUGAGGCUGGGAGAAAUGUGGAGUCCCAUUACAUGGGCGGCAUCCCCGGUGUGGAAACGGCCCGCACCAACCAGGAACUGCUGCGCCAGCAGACUCUGGUGCGUAGGCAGUCAGAACACUGGGAUCCGGUGAUGGUUGCCGCCAAGCAACGCCGCCAGUUUUUCCGACAGCGCUCUCACGAGGACGACGUCAAAGCCUUGCAAAAGCAGAUGGCUUCGCUUCGGGAGGAGCAUGCAGCUGUGGCCAAGGAGCGUGAUGACUUGCUCCAGCGCCUAGAGGAUGAGCAAGCUGAGAUGAUUGCACGAGUGGCCGCGGUGGAGGAACGGCUCUGCCAGAGAGGAUCCAAGGCAGAAUCUUUGUGUGUGUGCGUCUAG
This is a messenger RNA of Symbiodinium natans, 2559 nucleotides long. The record is from the annotation of a GenBank genome assembly. Lineage: Eukaryota; Dinophyceae; Suessiales; Symbiodiniaceae.